Messenger RNA from Rotaria sordida, 207 nucleotides. Lineage: Eukaryota; Metazoa; Rotifera; Eurotatoria; Philodinida; Philodinidae. The record is from the annotation of a GenBank genome assembly.
AUGGCUUAUUGGACACCGGCACGAGGAAACACAGCGUCAACUGCAUGGGUACCAAUACUCGCCACCCUGGCUGCUCUGGGGAUUCUUGCUACUGCGGCAAUAGUAAUCGUGCUGUCACUGAUACCAGUUUAUUUGCCAACUAAAGUAAUUCCUCGUAGAACCAACGCAACUACAACAACAACAACGACAACUACUACCCGUAAGUAA